AUGACGAGUAAACUUCUCUCACAAAUCUUCAACAAGAACUCGCAAUCUAUAUACGAAACCCUGCGAGAAAACGGUGCCAAUAAUUCAGAUUCAGAUCUAGACGACAUGGAGGCCCGAGCUGGAAUGCUACAUAGUCAAGGUGGACCCGAAGAAUAUGAGGAAGGUAUGGAUGAUGAUGAGAGUACUUUUGAAUUAAGACAUCAACCACCGGCACCGGCCUCAUCGUCAUUUCUAGCGCACUCAACUCAACGUCCUUUCUUCGCCUCUAUGUCCCGACCACGAGGGAACCGCUAUGCCUCACAAAGAUUUAGGGAGGAAGAUGCCGAUGAUGAUGACGAUGUCCCUGCCUCUUUACUUUUUGAGGCUGGGGGCUUAGGAGCUGGCGGAGGCAGCAGACCAAGCGGAGCUGCUGGAUUGAACCAAGGCGAUCUCGGUGGAGGUGGGCCAGGACCAGCUACAGAGGCCACGAGAAAGCGAAAUAAACAGGAGCAGCAGUGGGCUGCUGCAACAGCGCAAAUGCACGUCCAAGGCGACGAGCAGGAAGCUGAAGCUAAAGAGGUCAGAAGGCAGGCUAGACUAGGUCUAAUAGAUCCCAAAGAACGGGCCCUGUGGAAGUGGGCCAAUGUUGAGAACUUAGACAACUUUCUUAACGAUGUUUAUGAUUACUUCUUAGGGAAGGGGAUUUAUAGCAUCGCCCUCAACCGAUUCCUAAAUUUGCUGUGA
Messenger RNA from Morchella sextelata, 723 nucleotides. RefSeq lists its product as uncharacterized. Bases 1 to 723 code for a protein of 240 amino acids. Lineage: Eukaryota; Fungi; Ascomycota; Pezizomycetes; Pezizales; Morchellaceae. Gene Ontology annotation, biological process: autophagy. The record is from RefSeq and is a predicted model, not a curated record. The transcript has 2 exons.